Racocetra fulgida is the source of this 595-nucleotide messenger RNA. NCBI's taxonomy places the organism in Eukaryota, Fungi, Glomeromycota, Glomeromycetes, Diversisporales, Gigasporaceae. The record is from the annotation of a GenBank genome assembly.
UUUCUUUAAUAAUGACAGAAUCAAACGAAUUUGUUCCAACACUUUCUCUUUAUUCUAUCGACCAAUCAGCUCUAUUAAAGCGAUGCAGAACUUUGAUUGAAAAAUUUAUAUCUCUAUAUAACAGUCCACCAGAUUUUAUUGCCCGAGCACCAGGCCGAGUUAAUCUUAUUGGAGAACAUAUCGACUAUGCAGGUUUAGGUGUUUUACCAAUGGCUAUUAAUAAUGAUGUAAUUAUUGCUGUUAAUUUUUCAAAUAAGAAAGGUACAAACGUGAGAUUAUCAAACAUUCUUGAUGAAAAAUAUGAGCAAAGAUGUUGGGAUUUUGAAGGAAAAGACAAAAUUGUUGAAAUUAUUGUUGAAGAUGGCGUAUCUGAAUGGAGUAACUACUUUAAAUGUGGUUAUAAGGGUAUUCUUCGACAUCUUGGAAUUGACAAUCCCGUUGGAAUGGAUUGCCUAGUGGACGGGAUUGUACCAAUAGGCGCUGGGUUAUCUAGUUCUUCAUCAUUUGUUUGUUGUGCCGCUUUGGCUACAAGCCUUGCUAAUAAUGCUAUAUUGACCAAAAAACAAAUUACUGAGAUAUCUAUUGAAUGUGAAAG